Molecule: messenger RNA, 1083 nt
Organism: Diabrotica balteata
Lineage: Eukaryota; Metazoa; Arthropoda; Insecta; Coleoptera; Chrysomelidae
Source: the annotation of a GenBank genome assembly
AUGAGAAACAUCCAAAUAUUUCAUGUAAUCGCCUUAACAGCAUUUAUCUUAGUUGAAGUGUCCGGCGAAGUCCUGUUCAAACGAGGAUUUUACAAAGCGCACAAACGGGGUAGCAAAGUGACCAUAAGUGAUGUCGAGUCCAUCGAUAACGUGUACUUUCCAAAUAAAACUUACUUGAAGUUGAAAGCCAAAAUACCUGUUCUGUUUUCCGGUGCUGUACGGAGACUGCCCAAUUUGGAAACUUUAAAAUUAGAUUACUGUGAGAUUGUUGACGUCCAAAUAGGAAGUUUCAGUGAGUUGCCUAGUUUAAAGACAAUUGCUUUGAACGAUAAUGAAAUCGAGGGGAUUAAAAGUGCUGUCUUUAAUCGUCUUACCAUCACUAACUUGUAUCUACAAAGAAAUAGAAUCUCGUUUAUAGAGACAGAAGCUUUUGAUAACCUACCGAAUUUGAAUAGAAUCAAGCUAAACUCUAAUUUAAUUAGUUUUUGGGACAAUAACUGGUUUAAAAAUACACCACAGUUGACAGAGUUGUUCAUUAGAAGAAAUUCUAUACGAUCUUUACCCAGUCAUGCCUUCAAAAAUCUUCAGAAUGGAAAAAUUAUCAUCUACCUUAGCAGAAAUCUUAUAACAGCUCUAUCACCUGACAUAUUCACGGAUUUAAAGCACUGUAGCCAAAUUUGGCUAGACAGAAACGAGAUACGAGACAUACAGCCAAACACCUUCUUCCAAAUGGAAUCCCUUGAGGUAUUAUUUUUAUCCAGUAAUUUCUUAGGCAGUGUACCAAAAGAUCUUCUUAAAAAUUUAAAGAAUGAUUUAAUAACGCUGGAUUUGGCUCAUAACAAUAAUCUGACGUGUGUUGACUAUGAAAUUGUUAGAAGGGUGAAGUUGACCAAUUUGUUAAAAAUUAAUAAGUUAGAUUGUGACUGUAUUAAAACUUUGAAAAAUAAACUUGUUAGUGCAAACAAAAGUUAUGAAAUAAAUUCUGAUUGUUAUACUUUUAUUUAUUUUGUCUACGUGUGUGAGAUAAGAACUUUUCAUACCAGUCAUGUUAUGUUUCUUCUGCCUACAGGAUAUCGUUAUUAG